Messenger RNA from Emiliania huxleyi CCMP1516, 722 nucleotides. RefSeq lists its product as hypothetical. The coding region runs from base 11 to 670 and encodes 219 amino acids. The record is from RefSeq and is a predicted model, not a curated record. The transcript has 3 exons. NCBI's taxonomy places the organism in Eukaryota, Haptophyta, Isochrysidales, Noelaerhabdaceae.
CGCAGUCGGCAUGAAUCCCGACCGUUCAUGUGACACGCGCGACAGCCCUCGGAACUCACGCGGCAGCGGCAGCGGCAGCGGCAGCCGCAGCCGCAGCCGCAGCCGCAGUGGCAGCCGCAGCUUCAGUCGCAGCCGCAGCCCUCCCCACCCUGCUGACGAUGAGGGUGUGAGCGAGUUUGAGCGAGCCUCCGCCUUUGCCGGCGCCCGCCGCGGGAUGGUGUUCAAGCUGGGCGCCAGCGGCCUCGGUUACUACGCUGACCACGGCAGCGAGGCCGCCGCGGCGGAGGCGGAGGCGGGAGCCAUGCGCGCGGCGCUGCGUGAGGUGAAGGAGGGCGACGCGGGCGCAACCGCGCCCGCCGACGACCCCGAUGCGCCCAUCGUCGCCGCCCUCGCCUCGCACCGGCGGGGCCUCGCCGAGGCGGAGGCGGCCACAGAGGCGCUGCUGCGCGAGGCGGGGCGGUCCGGCGGCCGCCACCUCUCGCACGAGGCGCAAAAGGUGGAAGUGCGGCUGACCGACCAGCUGCUGCAGCUCACCGAAAUGCGCGACGAUUGCGAGACCGCUGCUGGCAGAGCGGUCGUCAAGGCGGAGAUGGAGCGGCUGCAACGGCUCGGCCGGUCGCUGCGCAGCCUGUCGGGCGGGCAGGCCGAGCGGCACCGGCAGCAAUGGUGAAAUAGCUUGGCGGAGGUUUGGUGAAUGCCAGAAAGAGCACGAAAGAAAGAAA